AUGAAUCUGAAUUACGAAUAUAUUGCUGCUCAUAUCAGUGAUUAUAUUCAAAAUGAAAACUUUUUUGAUACAUUCGAUAUCAGUGACAUCAAAGCAAUCAUGAAAUAUUCACGUUUGACAGCAGAUCAGUACGUUAGUCUUCUUCAACAGUCUUCAUCAAGUCUCACCUCCAAAGAUAUAUAUAUCAGUACACGAAAGGCGAAUGUUACUAUCCAAAAUUUUGAAGAUGUCGUUUCAAUUCUUAAGAUCGUCAAAAAGUACAUGAAAUUCAAUGUAUUUGAUGGAAUCAUUGAUUUUAUCAACGAAAACAACAAACAAUUGCUUGAUUCUACAAAAGAAAUCAAAAAACUUCAAACAGAAAUAAAAGCAUUACAAAAUCAAAUACAAAAUGCUUCCAAAGAAACUACAACAACUCAAAUUAAUGAAUCACAUAACUCUUCUAAAGAAUUUUUAGACAAACUCUCAUUCCUUAAGGAAACCAAUGAUUUUUAUAGUGUUUACAAAUUCUUUGAAGAGCUUUCAUCUGAAGGCAAUCGCGAAAUGAUUUCAAAGGCUUGUGAAGAAGGACUUUGGAAGAAGACAUAUUAUAAUGAAAAUAAUGUACUUCAUUUGGCAAGUGAAAGAGGAAAUCUUAAUCUUGUCAAAUCACUUAUUGAAUGUGGCUGUGAUAAAGAAGCAAAUGACCUAUAUGGAUAG
Molecule: messenger RNA, 696 nt
Organism: Trichomonas vaginalis G3
Lineage: Eukaryota; Parabasalia; Trichomonadida; Trichomonadidae
Product: spectrin binding
Exons: 1
Coding region: 1-696 (231 amino acids)
Molecular function (GO): protein binding
Source: RefSeq, a predicted model, not a curated record